This is a messenger RNA of Doryrhamphus excisus (bluestripe pipefish), 582 nucleotides long. RefSeq names its product transcription factor HES-5-like. NCBI's taxonomy places the organism in Eukaryota, Metazoa, Chordata, Actinopteri, Syngnathiformes, Syngnathidae. The record is from RefSeq and is a predicted model, not a curated record. Gene Ontology annotation, molecular function: protein dimerization activity.
CAUCCAGCCAUGGCACCUACAAUCACUGCAGCCAUCAGCAACUCUCAGCAGCAUGUGACACUCACACACAAGCUCAGAAAGCCUCUGGUGGAGAAGUUACGACGAGAGCGAAUCAACAGCAGCAUCGAGCAGCUCAGGUCUCUCCUGGCUCCAGAGUUCCUCACGCAGCAGUCGGACUCCAAGCUGGAGAAAGCAGACGUCCUGGAGGUGACCGUUUGCUUCCUGAAGCGACUCAGGUCUUUGGAUGGCUCGCCGGUGCAUCGAGGUUUCUCAAGGUGUGCACAUGAGGUGGAGCAUUUCCUGUCAAAGGAGCAAGCAAGGACGCACUUCCAGCAGAUUCAGUCUUCCUGUGAGGAGAAGCUGACAGAGAAGGACUUCUUUACUCUGCACUCUCCAGUCCACAGCAGCAUCACCAAAGAGGAGAGCUCACCCCACAGCGCCCCCUGGAGGCCCUGGCACUGAUUUCUAUUGAAGUCACAUCUUCUCUUUCUUCCUGGAUAGAAGUUAUAUUUUAAUUUCUUAUUUCUUAUUAGAAAUGAAAAUAUACUUAGUCAUGCAUAAAUCACGUGUGUUUUAUGUUUC